Molecule: messenger RNA, 1232 nt
Organism: Olea europaea var. sylvestris
Lineage: Eukaryota; Viridiplantae; Streptophyta; Magnoliopsida; Lamiales; Oleaceae
Product: protein INVOLVED IN DE NOVO 2-like
Exons: 2
Coding region: 57-1217 (386 amino acids)
Biological process (GO): gene silencing by siRNA-directed DNA methylation
Source: RefSeq, a predicted model, not a curated record
GAUAAUAUGUUUCUUACAUUUGCACAGUCAGUGUGUCCUUCAUUGGAUCAAGUCUCAUGGGAAGUUCAAUGGAGUACAGUUCUGGAGACGACACUGACAAGAGUGACUCUGAAAUUGAGUAUGAGGAGAAAAUAUGUGAAGAACUGAGGAAUGGGGAUCACCAGUAUAAAGUAUCUGAUGAUGCUUACACUUGCCCCUUCUGUCCUAAUAAAAAGAAGCGAGAUUUCCUGUAUAAAGAACUCCUGCAGCAUGCAGCUGGUGUUGGCAAGUGCAAUUCAAAGAAGCGAACCAGGAAAGACAAGGCGAAUCAUCUUGCACUUGCAAAAUACUUGGAAAAUAAUGUAGCUGCUGAUGCUGGUCCUUCACAGCAAGCUACUAUAGUUGAUCCACUUGCAGAUCAUGAUCGUGACGAGAUGUUUGUCUGGCCUUGGAUAGGAAUUGUUGUUAACAUUCCUACUGUAUUUAAGGAUGGUCGCAGCGUGGGAGAGAGUGGUAGUAAACUAAGGGAUCAGUUGGCCAGGAGAGGAUUUAAUCCUACCAGAGUUCGACCUCUCUGGAAUUACCAGGGGCAUUCAGGAACUGCUCUUGUAGAGUUUCAAAAGGAUUGGUUUGGGUUCAACAAUGCUAUGUCCUUUGAGAAGGCUUAUGAGGCCGAUCAACAUGGAAAGAGAAGUUGGCAGGCAAAAACUGACUUUAAAUCUGAGCUUUAUGGGUGGGUUGCUCGAGCAGAUGACUACAAUUCUGAUACCAUUUUGGGAGAAAAUUUACGUAAGAUUGGAGACCUCAGAACUAUUUCUGAUAUCAUGGAAGAAGAAACUCGGAAGACACAGAAGCUUGUUGGAAAUCUAACAAAUGUCAUUGAGGCAAAGAAGAUGCACCUGCUAGAGAUGGAGAAUAAGUUCAAGGAGACUGAGAACUCGCUUAGCCAGUUAAUGACGGAGAAGGAUAAGCUUCUUCAAGAGUAUAACGAUGAGAUAAAAAAGAUUCAGUCAAGUGCUCAAGAUCAUUUCCAAAGGAUAUUCAAUGAUCAUGAAAAGCUGAAGUUGCAACUGGAAAAUCAGAAAAGAGAGCUUGAGCUCCGGGGUCAUGAACUGGCAAAACGUGAGACUCAUAAUGAAAAUGAGAGGAAAAAGCUUGCUGAGGAGCUUGAAGAGGUGUUGCAUUUCUUUCUUGCAUAUCUCUCUUGUUUGUGUAUUACCCACAUUGUGUGUCAGUGAUUUUGAAGGGAGCAA